AUGGAGCCGACACUGAUGAAUCACAGUGGCCAGCCCCAGAUGACGUACGCGAACGCCUUCCGGACGAACAGCCGGAAGAUCCGGUUGAGACGUAUCCGGAACGUUAAGGAAAACGGCAAGGAUAUCUACCAGUCCCUGGUCCGAGACUUGUCUAAUAACAACCAAGCCGGAGGCGAAACCGGAACAUGGUUGACGCAUCAACUUAUGAUGCAGAUCGUCGCCUGUACUUUGGAUUUAGGAUUAGCGGUAGCCGUCCACCGACAAUGGGGACGGAUGGCCGAACUGCUCCCACCGGAUCUCAUCAAGUCACUUAAAAGUGCAGCAGCGAGGAAUGCGGACAACACACUGACUAGAAUUGCACGGUGUAUUGGAUAUAUUCGGAAUCCCCGCGGAUCGACUCUGGUCCAAAUUGCCCGUGUAUAUAACGUUAUGUACAUGGACAAGAAGGGCAAUAUUGACGAAAUUAUCGACCACAUAGAGGGUCGAAUCGAAGGUUUGGUCGCCGCACAUACUCUUCAGAGGACUAAUGCGGAACGCGACGUGCCUGUACGCACGGUUCGAGUUCGAAUGGAAGCGGCGGAACCGCAGCUAGUCGACCCCAAAUAUAAGGCCAAACCAGAUCCGACCGCCGGACGAAAGAAAUAUUCCCUGGAGGACGACUUGGAAUUCGUCCUAUCGAAGGCGCUUUACCAACAGCGGUUCGCCACGAACACCGACCAGGUCCAGGGCGGCCAACGAUUCCCCAACACGGAAGUCGGACUCAACCGGCGGCUCAACAACAGCAGCGCCGACCCAGCAAAAACCUCGCGGGACAUGAUCUUCAACAUAGGAUCGGCCCAGUUGAUCUUCGAGACUGAAUCGAAGCGCAACGAGCCGUUAUCCGCGAAGUCGGAAAGGAACCGACAAGACAUCCACCCGGAAAACCAGCCGGAAGCCCAUCAGGCGGAACUAGCGGCUGAAGUCCAAGCUGAGCCGGCAGCUCAACAGGAGCAAAUGGACGUCGAUGUGGCCGACCAGAUGGCACAACUACCACAAGUGGAAGUGCCGGCUCGAGAGGAUCCAACAAGGAAUCGACAACAAGGAAUCGAGGUUCUCUUUGUUGGCAACAUUUGUAUUUACGGCGCACAAGUUGGACAUGGCGUCGGGCUCGGUUGGUGCCUUGGUGGGGAUGCAGCGUCGGUCUUCUAUCUUCUAAAAUCAUCCGGGAAAGUUUUUUCGGUGAAGCGUGGAAAUACUACGGGUUUCCUGACUUCUGCGAUCCAGAUCAAGUGCUUGGCAUUUGGUGGACAGGCACCCGAAGUACUGUAUGGAAUUGGAGCUGAUCUGAAGGCUUAUGUAUGGGUUAGCGAACCAUUAGUGCCAAUCUGUCGCACGGUGGAAAUCUACCAGAAUGAACGGUGGACCCCAGCGAGAGGCUAUUCAAAUGCACUGCUGCCUACAGACAGGUAUCAGUGGUCGGAUGAGAGCGGAAGAACUGAGCGUGGAAAGGACGAUACACAGUUACCGACAUCAGAUUGGACUUGGGAGACAGCGCGCUGGCAGAUAGACGAGAAUUUCCACGGUGUUCUGCUCGGUCCUGAAGGUUGGACAUACGCCAUUGACUUUCCCUCGACGUACUAUCCUGAAAAGCGAUGGAAUCACUAUGUGCGCCGUCGCCGUUGGACACGGACAUGCCGUUACCGUGCCACCAACCGCUGGAUUCCUUUAACAUGGACCGAUCUCGCGGAUGUCAGCCUGGCCUUGAUGGACAUUUCCGCUGGAGGAUGCGACACGUCUGCCCACAGCACGCGAAGUAUCUUCCUAUGGGCUGUCACUAUCAACGGCCAGGUGAUCGCGUUGAUGCGCAGCGGCAUCAAUCGGGAUCGGCCUCACGGAGCGUCGUGGGUGUUGGUGGAAGCGCCUUCGACGACCUCAUUAUUAACGCAGAUUGCCGUGGGAACGGAGAGUGUCUGGGCGGUGGCGAAAGACGGCUCGGUGUGGUUUCGGCAAGGCAUGCGGACGAGUCAACCCCAUGGAACAACGUGGGUGCACAUUGCUAGUAUGUCGGCGGUUUGUGUGACCAUAACGCGCAAUGGGGAGGUUUUCGCCAUCAGCAACGAUAAUCAGAUUUAUUGGCGACACGGAAUCGGAUUAGGAGAUCCGCAUGGAAAAGGUUGGAAGAAAAUAUCUUUGAAAAUAAAAGAAGAAUCGCAGAAUCAGGAAACUGAAAACCAGGACCCAUGGACAUGGAUUAGCGGGACUGCCGGAUUUGUUGAUGCGCGUACUACGUCGUUUGACGAUGAGAAUGCUUGGCGGAAAAAUAUUCUGGGUUUGUUGUCACUACGGUUUCAGAAUGAGAUGCAAAAUUACGAAAAAAUGGAGCCGGCUAUUGACCGCGUUGAUAACGAUGAAGCGAGUGAUGCAGGAUUUUUGAAAGUGUGGUCUAACAAAAUGUCUACCUGGGAGCAGUGCUUUUUCCAAGUUCGGUAUUCCCAGGAAGCCGAUCCAGCCGAUUGCUCCAUUACUGUGGAUGGUGGCACCACCAAGCUGCUGAUUCCAUUUUUCGAUAUCACGGGAAUAUGCCUUCAUCUUGAUACAAAAGGAGACCAUCAGCUACAAAUAUCGACAGCGUUUCUCACUCGCGCGCAGACACCGUUACGGUUGUCCGGAUUAAAAUCAGAAUUAAUGCUUUGGAAUACUUAUUUAGCAGAAUCGUAUCUGAGCUUCUUGGAUGUACGAGAAAUUCAGAAAAGGGACCGCUUAUGGAUUCUGGCUGCGGGUGUCAGCUGCCCGUUGGUGAGUUUUAACACUUCCGAAGCGCUGCCAUCGGUGAAAUGGCUAACGUUAGGAGGCCACUUCCGGUCGGUUGAAUCAGCAUCGGGGAUUACGUGGGCGCUGGGGAUGGAUGGGCGAACCGGGUUUGGACGGGCAGCUAUGAAGGCAAAACGGGAAUGGAGAAGAAAGUUCAGGUGGACACAUCGUGUGGAGCUGUACGAAAAUCAGCGAUGGAAUAUACUAAUGGGGUUUUGCGACAAGUUGUUGCCUACAGAUAGAUAUACUUGGUCAGAUGAGACCGGAAGGAUGCAGUUGUCGAUGGAUGCAUUUCAGUUGCCCUCUAAUUUAUGGAAAUGGGAUUCCGAAUGGCAGAUUGACUAUCGAAACGGUGAGGAGAAUGGCUGGGAAUAUGCAUUCGAUUUCCCAUCUUCCUUUCACUCCUCAAAAGGAUCCAACGACUACGUGCGUCGACGGCGUUGGUUUCGUCUGAUGAAAGUUGAUUGUACCGGGCCGUGGUUUCCAGGUCCAAAUACUCCAUUGCGUUCCGUCUCUAUCUGUCCGGGAGUCGCUUCUGGGAAUUAUGUUUCUUUAUGGGCGGUGACGGUCGACGGUAGCGUUUUAGUGCGAGAUCAUGUGUCCACGAAAAAUCCUUUGGGUGAUACAUGGAUUCCCGUGCGCUCUCCCGUGGCUUUUGUAAAUAUUUCCGUUGGUCCGUUUUGUGUGUGGGGCGUCGGGGCGGAUGGAACGGCAUACGUGAGAAACGGGACUAAGGACAAGCUCGAUGGACUGUACUGGUUUCAGGUGGAGAAACCGGAAAGCGUGGUGAAUAUUCGACAAGUGGCUGUUGGAGGCGAUUCGGUAUGGGCUGUGUGUACGGAUGAUCAGGCGUACUUUCGCAAAGAAUACAGUGCGGCCUUUCCGGAAGGCACAGAAUGGGAACUGGUUGCUGAUGGUGUGCGGAAGAUCUCCGUUAGUAUGGAAGAUGACGUGUAUGCCAUUCUGUACAGCACUAGCCAGAAAUUACCUAUUCUAGCCAAAAGAACCGGGAUUACCCAUGGAAAUAAAAUGGGCGUUGGAUGGGAAUAUGGACUUCAUGCCAAAGAUAUUUCUUGUCGUAAUUUGGAGAGGAGAUAGCUGAUUUUUAUUGUUUGCACAAUGUGUUUUGUAUUGAUUUGUUCUGAUUUUUAUUUCUUGUUCUUUAGAUUGUGAUAAGUUAUUCGUUCUUUCUGUAACGAUGUUUUCCGUUUUUUUAACCUGAUGCGAGAAAUAUCCUAUAUAUAAUUGUAGUUCAGAUGCAUCAAACUUUACAAAGGCAAUAUAAAUUGUAAGCGGUCA
Molecule: messenger RNA, 4089 nt
Organism: Paramacrobiotus metropolitanus
Lineage: Eukaryota; Metazoa; Tardigrada; Eutardigrada; Parachela; Macrobiotidae
Product: tectonin beta-propeller repeat-containing protein 1-like
Cellular component (GO): membrane
Source: RefSeq, a predicted model, not a curated record